Messenger RNA from Mesorhabditis spiculigera, 2304 nucleotides. The record is from the annotation of a GenBank genome assembly. Lineage: Eukaryota; Metazoa; Nematoda; Chromadorea; Rhabditida; Rhabditidae.
AUGGACGUCUAUCGUGCUGGGCAGCAGCACGGCAACAAGCUGUUGAUCCUGCUGAUCUGCAGCUUCUCGGCCAUCGUAUACUGGACGUGUCUUCACAGACUUGGAAUUGACCCACACGAUCAGAAGCACAUCGGGCUAGAAGAAAAUCCUCAAUCCCAUGAAUCGCCCCACGACACCCUCGGCUUCGAUGAAAAUCAACUUCGACACGCCGAAGACGACGAUCUGGAUCUGCGACGGCAGCAGAAAAUUGGUGCCAGCCCGCCCGUCUGCAACACCAAAGGAUGUCAGACGGCUGCUCAGACAUUCAAAAGCAUCAUCCUCCCUUCGAGCAACCCGUGCAACGACUUCUUCGACUUUGCAUGCGGGAAAUGGGUUCAGGACAAUCCGUUGAAGCCGGGCGAUAUGAUGACCGGCACGCCGUUGGGCCUCGAAGCUCUGCUGCACACAAAGAUAAAAGAAUUCCUCGUCGCCGUCCCCCACAAUGCCUCGGCCACCCACGCGGAUCGUAUCGUGCACAAGGUCUACAACAUGUGCAUCGAGACUCAACAUGGAGGAGUCCAACAGUUCCGCGAGCUUGUGACGCAGCUGGGCGGGCCCCCAUUCACCGCCUCAUCUCGGCCAUCCUACGCAGAAAUCAUUCGGCUGACGGGCGGUGAUGUGUUCCCCUUCUUCCAGCCGAUGCGCUAUUUCGACGGCGAACUCCUUGGAAUCGUGCUCGCCCCGAUCGCCCAACUCUUCCCCGAGCACGUGCCAAAACGACGGAGCUUGGUCAAGAAGCUAUCUCUGCAAUUGGCCGCCGACUUCGGGUCGACAUUGUCUGAAAGCCGGCUCGAAAAGGGCCUCAACGGCUACAUGAACCUGCUCACCAAGCUUGAAGCUGCUCGCCCCGGCGACAACGCGCAACGCUUCUUCAACGACAUUGGAGAAUUGUCGGCGCGAUUCCCGAAUUUACACCUCAAAACACAGCUCGAUGCCCAUCUCCAGCAUUUCGGCACCAACUUCUCGGUCAUAGUCCAACGGGCAUCGUAUUUUGAAAAGCUGACCCGAAUCGUCUACGAUCAGCCAGAAGAAGUGCUCGAGGCGCUCGUCAUCGAGCUGUUCAUCUCCCGAUUUGGCGAGCUCGGCAAUUCAUAUCACGCUCUUUGGCAGGAAUCAAAAACCACUGGUCAGGACGUUGAGAAAGAGUGCAUCAAGAAGGUGAUCGAAUAUCAUCCUCGAUGGGUGGAUUCGAUGUCGCUGAACAGUGUAUACGAUCGCGAGGAUCUGAAGAGUAUUGUGGAGCUGGGGCUAAAAGUCCGCGAGGCUUUCGUCGAGAUCGUCAAGGAAAAUCCUUGGGCUGACGGUGGAACACAGGAAAAUGUUAUUGAAAAGGUGAAAAACAUGACGAUGCACGUGGGCGACACGUUCGAGACCUGGACCAUGGGCAAUGUCGACGCUUUCUACAAGGAGUACACACCUGCCAACGUUUCCAAUUGGUUCGAUUACAAGAAAGCCGUGAAAACGUUCCGCCCAUCGCCAACGCUUGCCAAGAAUGCGUUCCGGGAUACGCAGGCCGUCGUCAACGCGUUCAACGCCGGCAGCUACAUUCAAAUCAUGUGGGGAAUCCUGGCAAAACCGCUGUACCAUCACGACGCGGCGCUGGAACUGCUCUACGGGGCCAUGGGAUUCAUCAUUGGACACGAGCUGACGCACACAUUUGAUGCGGAUUCCAUCGAGUCGGCUGGACCGCACCAAAUCCUGAUCGGCGCCGAAGACAGGCAACAAUUCGGUGCCCAGUUGGCGUGCAUCGAGGAACAAUACGGAAACGCCACGCUACCGCUCAAUUCUAUCAAUGGGACCUUUUCGCAAUCCGGCGAGCUGACCAAUGGCGAGGCCAUCUCUGACAACAUGGGGCUACGCACGGCUUUUCGGGGAUACCGGAACGAGCGCAAGCGCCUCUACGGCGACCAAAGCUCUCAAUUGCCCGGCCUGCAACAAUACACGCCUGAUCAGCUCUUCUUCGUCGGCGCCAGUUUGUUCUUUUGCGGCGAAGAAAGCGAUGCCCGGCUGAUUUCGCUGCUCACCAACGAGCACCCGCCGAUGAGAACCCGUCUCAAUGAGAUGAUGAAAAACUCGCAGGAAUUUGCGAUGACCUACAAAUGCCCGCUCGGCUCUCCGAUGAACCCGGCGAAGAAAUGUCGCAUGCCGAUCGGCCAGCGCUGCAUCGUCUUCGUGCAUCUACUCGAAGCGCUUCGCCAAAAGCCCAUUUUUGUACACGUGCUGUAUUUUUGUAUUGAUGAGAAUAAAGAAGGCGAGAGCGUCUUU